AUGAAUACAGUAAAAAAGUACGGAGAAGUACGAACGGACACUAUUUUUCAUAACAUAGCUGCUGUAAAUGAUGUUGCUGCCUCGAACGCACAAAUUUUAUCUUCUUUACAAUCACCACUACAUGUCGUUAUAGUUGGUGGUACGUCAGGUAUUGGUCGUGGAUUUGCUCAUACCAUCAAUCGACUUUGUCCAGCCGCUCAUGUGACAAUUAUUGGACGUAAUGAGUCUGCUGCUAAUGAAAUAUUAUCUCAAUUAGGUUCCAAUGGAAGUUUUAUACGUGCCGAUGUUUCAUUGAUGUCUGAAAUUCGAACAAUUACAAAGAAAAUCAAAGCAGUUGACAUCCUUGUUCUGUCUCAAGGCGUGAUAUCAAUGGAUGCUUUUGCACGAACCAAAGAAAAUAUCAAUUAUGCAUUAGCUUUAAAUUACUAUGGUCGAGUUUUAUUCAUCGAAGAACUUCUUCCAUUACUUCGAACAUCUCCACUUGGUGGUAAAGUUGUAUCUGUCUUGAAUAGUAAAAAAGGUGAUCCAUCAAAAAUCAACUGGAAUAAUAUGGGACUCGAGACUAAAUGUUCUUUUUUGGUAGCGAUUAAUCAUGCCUUCGCAUUCAAUGAUCUUAUCAUUCAAUAUCUUGCUUCACAACCAGAAAAUAGCAAUGUCACUUUUAUACAUUCAUUUCCAGGUCACGUUAAAACUCCGAUUAUUGAUAACUUACCUUUUUAUAUUCGACUACCUAUAAAAGCGGUGGGAGCAAUCAGACGUCUGGCUGUUAGUCCGGACGAGUGUGCCGAAUUUAUGAUACAUGCCAACGCUGCUCGACGAUUGAAUACCACAGUAUUUUGUUAUGCUUGCCUUAAACGUUUCAUGGGUAAGAUUUCCGGAACAAUGAUUUGUGUCCUUCCACGCCAACAAGAAAUCAAUCUUCUCAAUCCGAAUUUUCUCUUCGGUAAUGACAUGGCACUUAUAAAAGGAAACAAACAUAUGACAUAA
This is a messenger RNA of Adineta steineri, 987 nucleotides long. The record is from the annotation of a GenBank genome assembly. NCBI's taxonomy places the organism in Eukaryota, Metazoa, Rotifera, Eurotatoria, Adinetida, Adinetidae.